Rhipicephalus sanguineus (brown dog tick) is the source of this 5295-nucleotide messenger RNA. RefSeq names its product ral guanine nucleotide dissociation stimulator-like 1 (gene Rgl). Lineage: Eukaryota; Metazoa; Arthropoda; Arachnida; Ixodida; Ixodidae. Gene Ontology annotation, biological process: Ras protein signal transduction; positive regulation of GTPase activity. Gene Ontology annotation, molecular function: guanyl-nucleotide exchange factor activity. Gene Ontology annotation, cellular component: plasma membrane. The record is from RefSeq and is a predicted model, not a curated record. The transcript is spliced from 14 exons. The coding region runs from base 539 to 2623 and encodes 694 amino acids.
UCGCCCCUCGGGCCUCCCCGAUCACAGAUUUCCGUACGAACGCUUUUGGUUCAUGCGUGCGUGCUGUCGACCAAGCCAACUUCGACUUCUCCGUUGAACUCUGCUUUGCCAGGCAGCGAAGACUCUACAUGCCUAAACAGCACCGCUGUUGCCGCUUCGUCCUUAGAUCGGUCUUUUGUAGCUGGACUAAAUUGUAACUAAUGUCGGUCAUUCGGAGUUUUCCCUGAAGUGAAGCGAUUUGCAAUGAAAUGUACACUGGUGCCAGGUGAUGACAGAAUAAUUUCUUUAACUUGUCUAGUAUGUGACGGGCGACCAGCGUUGCAUGCAACGAAAUAACGACGUCUGAAACCAACCAACGCAGCGUGAGGUUCCCACUAGCUAGUCUGUCUUCAAGCCUAAGCAGAGUGUGACGCGUUCUUUGCUUUCGUUGUCAUCGGCUGGGAUUUCUCGGAGAUGCUACGCGCAGUGUGAAGGUGUUAUAAGCCCCUGUUAUGAACGUCAAGCUUCCGCCUCGACAUGUGAUGCUUGGGCUGAAGUUAUGAACCCCAUCAUUGAUGGACAGCAACCUUCUUGGCGCCUUUGGGGGGAAGAGAAAAGUGAUGGAGCAGUGUACACAGUUUACCUUAAGAAAGUACGAUACCAUCCAAGUAGCUCCCUCAGUCGACAUGACUCUGAGGACUCAGUAUCCCACUUGGAAUGGGAGACUGUGCGUGUGCGAGUCAUCAAGGCAGGGCCCCUGGAGGCCAUCGUGGCCAACCUGGCGGAUGACGAGGGGGGCCUUGAACCAACAAAUGUUAACGUAUUCCUGGCCACCUAUCGCUCAUUUGCUACCCCUCAGCAAGUGCUGGAUGCUUUCCAGGCCAGGUUUCGGGAGCUGAAGAACCGGGAUGGUGCAAAGGGCCUAAGUGCAACAUCUCAGCGGCAUCACCAGUCAUUGGUGCAGUCUCUGGUGGUGUGGCUGGACAUGUAUCCGGAGGACCUGUAUGAGCCACCACAGUUCUCAGUGCUUCACCAGUUGGUGGCUCUGGCUCAGGCGCAGCUGGAACCAGGGUCAAACCUGGAGUUAAGAGCUAAGCACAGACUACAGCAGUUUAUUGCAAGGGAUCCUGAAAAAGAUGGACCAUUCUUCAAGCCACCACCUUGGAAUGUGGUAUUUGGGAGCAGUUGGCCAGGAGCACAGGCCAGGGCCCAGGUGGUUGGAGGACCCCUUUGGUUACAGGACUUGGAUGAAGAACACAUUGCCUGUCAGCUGACUUGGAUGGAUGCGGACCUGUUUCGACGAUUGGUGCCGCACCAUUGUCUGUCUGCCAUGUGGCGCAAGCGAGGUGCCAGGGACUGGGCAGGCACAGUGCACAACACGGCCACAGCCACUGUGCAGCAGUUCAAUGCAGUCUCACGCCGUGUCACAUCAACACUGCUGUGGGAACGCUGGGACGAGGGCAACCGAGUUCGCCUGCUUGCUAAGUGGAUUGGUGUAGCACAAGAGCUACGGCUGCUUAAGAACUUCUCCUCACUCAAGGCUGUCAUCGCAGCGCUGCAAAGCAAUGACAUCUACCGAUUGUCUAGUGUGUGGGCUCGAGUGACUCCAGAUAGACUGCAGACGUUCCUGGAGCUGGCACGCAUUUUUUCCAGUGAAGACCACCGGCUUUCCUGCCGUGAGCUCAUGCUGAAGGAGGGAACAGCUAAGUUUGCAGACACAGUAGGUGAUGAUGAUCGGCAGCUUCAGAAAGCAAUGCAACGACAACAGGCAGCAGGCUCGCCUGGCACAAUGCAGGGUACAGUGCCUUACCUUGGCAUCUUUUUGACGGACUUGACCAUGCUAGAUGCCGCUCUUCCUGAUGAGCUGCCCGGAGGUCUGCUCAAUUUUGACAAGCGUCGUCGUGAAUUUCGUGUCCUGGCACAGAUAAAGCUUCUCCAGAGUGCUGCUAACUGCUAUAGCCUGCAGCCAGAUCCUGCAUUUGUGGCUUGGUUUGAAACACUGCCUAUGCUUUCAGAUGAACAGAGUUAUCGACUGUCCUGUAAAGUGGAGCCGGCUAGCAGUCCCAAGAGAAGCCCUUUGAGUUCUUCAGGCAAUGCUGUUGAUGGGGACACAGCAUCGCUUACCAGCACUAGCAGCCAGCCACAGAGUGGUGGCUCUCAGGAAAGCUUACGACGGAAUGGGUGGACACACCAACGCCCAUGGCAAAGCACUGGAAAUCUGCAGAGCAUGAUGAGUGCAUGCCCGCCACCCACACCACCUCAUGACCCAGACUUGAAGGUCAUUAGAGUCAGCCUGGAUCCUACAUUGGCUGCAGGACAGGGCAGUCCAUCUGGCAUGAACCAAGGCACCACACUCUACAAGAGCAUAUUGCUCAGCAAUGGGGACCAUACACCGACCGUGGUGCGCAAUGCCCUUGAGAAGCAUGGCCUAGAGGGUGACCCCGAUGAGUACGAACUGACCCAGCAGCUGCCAGAUUCUGAAAUAGUUUUUCCACCUUCAGCCAAUGUCUUCUAUGCACUCAGCACAGCUCAUGCCCUGAACUUUAUCCUUCGCCAAAAGAAGAGUGAACCAGCCUCUCCUGUCAGCUCCAAAAAGUCCCGCAAACCCUUUCAGCUCAAGUUGAAGUUGCCAAGUGGCACGUGAACUAAUUUCUUCCCUUCAGAAAGGUCUGCUAGCAUUUCUCCAAAUGAAAGUACACCUAUUGCUCCAACACCACAAACAUAAGCAACACUUGGUAAUGUCAUCCUUUCGUAAGAGAUUCAGUCGGCAGAGGUCCUAUGUCGAAUGUGAAAUCAAACUUGCAGAUAUAGGCGACAUUGGGUGAUAAAGUGCCUGGGGGAGAAAAAAGAAACUUUGAGCAAUUUUUACUGCUGCUGAGCAUUGUGAAGGCGUGGCACUCACAAAAUUGUGGCAAGUUAUUUACUGCAGUCAGCUGUGAUGUCUAAAAGAAUCGAAAUAUGGCAUCAUGCAUUGUUCCUGUCAUUUCAGCAUACUUUGGUGUUAACUUUGGUGCCUUCUAGGCUCUGAAAGCAUGUUGAAAAUGACAUGUGCCAAUGAGUAUUGUAUUUUUAUAUAACAUGGAAAUCAAACUUCGUGCAUACAACUUUGGCAUUCAAAAGCACCAGGAAGUGCAGCAUCCUUACUUAGCAGUUGUCCAUCUUGUGGUAAGAAACCAUGAGGUAUUUGAUGGUAAGAAAAUGCAAUAAUGACUUUCUUAUGCUGUUUUUUUUAUGUCGCCAGAUUAAACUUAAUCACUAAGACCUUUCUACACCGUCUAACAUUUUUAAGGGCCAGAAUUUUCUUUUUAUACCUUGCUGUCAUUUUUUUCUUGACCAUUGUUUUUUGUUGUUACAACUUCAGUGGCCUAUGGCAAAACAGCAGGGAUUUGUUAGUAAUCUGCAAGCUUUGCCACCCGAUUAUUAUUUCAUGCUGUAACAUAUUGUGCACAUUCUUACAUUUGAGAGUCUGUUUCGCAUUGCACUAUUUUGAAGCAUGUCAGUGCAACUGUAAGCAAAUAGUGCAACUUUGCUUUUUUUUUUAUCGUUUGAUGUUCUCUGUACAUAGUGUUUAUUGUUUCUCUUAACUGUCACCAUUUUAACGACUUUUUCUGCUCUUAAUUACUGGCCUGGUCCCUGACCAGAGCAACAAAAUCAAUGCUCACUUCACAUAGUCAUUGGUAUUUUGACUGUGUGAGAAAACGGUAACAUCGAACACAGCAGGACUUGAGGCAUUCCAGAGCUAUACUCUACCAUUUCCUGCCCCAGCACUAGUGCAUAUCAGGAUGAGCGAGAGCUUCCGUUUAACAAGCUGAAGGUAUUCCAGUUUCUUGUGCACUUGUUUGGUCAUCUUGAACAAAACUGGUCUGUUUACACAUUGAGAAGGCAGGGCCUUUUACCAACACUCGAGUGCCUCUUUAGCUCUUAUUUUACACUAUUGCCAUGUGGUAGCUCCAACUCCUUUAUUAUUAUACUCUCUCUAGUUCUGCAAAUUUGCAGGCUCAUUAUAAGCAGAAUUUUUCAUUUCAGUGUGAGGAACUUUUUUCCAAGAACACAGUGCUUUUGUUCUUAAACUUGUGACUUUUGUUUUCAUGUUAUUGCUGUGAUAUUUGGUGUUACUGCUGGUUAUUUUCAGCUGUUUGUGUAUGUUCAUGCAUUUUAAAUGGUUUUUGUGCAGAUACGUUGGAGCUUCACAACUUUGUUUCUGUUCAUCUUUCUCUUGAUCCCUUUGGAUUGUUUCCAAAGGCUGUGGUAGUCAGCCACUUAUCGGGGCAUGAGUACAGCAUACCAAAGAGCACAAAAUGUUGCUCUUCAUUGUACCAGUGUGACUGCUGCCUAGAGUCUGCUCGUGCCUAUUGUAUAUAUUUUAUGUAUACACCUGCAAUAUUUUUUUUUCUGACAUUUGAGUAACAUGAACAAGAGGCAGCAAGCAGCUAAAGGUUGCUUCUUCCCUAUUAUAGCGUUGCUGUUAUGGAACGACUCUUGAAGUUGAUUAAUGCUUCUGUAUGCUAUCGGAUCCAAUGAGGCAGGACGUAAAUAUUGUUUAAAGCGGCACUGCUUGCACCAAGUUGUGGUCUUAAGGAAUAUAUAUUUUUUUCUAACAGUUACUUAAUCGUUUAAGUAUAUUGGAUAGUGUGAGCAGAUGUUUACAAAAUUAUAUAUAUAUAUAUAUAUAUAAACAUGUGUUUUUCUUAAACUCUCAAAUGGAUGCUGAGCUAUAUGUUUGGCAAGCUUUUCUUGAGAUUUAGUCUUUAUCAAAAUACUUUCUGUGAAAGUCCUUUGCAAUAGUGCAAUACUCCAAGAAGCUUCCCCUAUGGCUGUAUGUUUGCUACCAAGCCCAUCUUCCCGCUUCUGUGCUCACAAACUAGGGGCAAGCAUCACUGCAAGGGCAGGACAGCACACGGAAGGCGAUUCGUGUGGCCUUAAUUUUCCCACAGACGACUUUUACUGUUUUUCUUGCACAUUUUAUUAAUUGGAGCCACUCAAGGUCACAUAUCAGACUGCAUGUGCAGUGUGUAUAUUCCUUGUUUCCCUCCACAUUGCGACACUUCUAAAUGGCUCCUCUGCAAUAGCACAGGCAGCUUGUAGCAGUCAUUUUGCACUUGGCUGUUAUACAUGUGAAUGUAUUUUGCUGUGGAAGCAGUAUUAGUAACAGCCAGCAGUCAAAACAGCCUUUUCUGUCUUCCGGGCACAUACGACCUGGCACUUCUCAUCCACAGUUAAAUGUUGAGUGCACACCUCCCUGCGUGCCUUUUGUGCUUUGUGAUAAUUGCGUGGGCAUCACAUUGUGCGUGACAGAAUAAACCUUGUCAACAAUCA